GUAAGAUCUCGUUUCUCCCUUUAAAACAGCGAGACUUUACCGAAGGCGUCACCGCUGCUGCAGCUAAAGGAGCUAACGGAGCUAACGCUGCUUCUUUCACACAGUCUCUAAACACGAUGGACGGCAGGAGCUACGCGUCUGGUUACUCCAGUUGGGGAGGUGGCGGGUCCGGCAGCAGAGGUUCUGGUGGCUUCGACCUGUAUGGAGGGGGCUAUAAAGACAUGUCCGGGCUGGGGAGCUACGGAGGAGGAGGUGGAGGAGGAGGGGGCCAUAUGAAGAGGGGGCUUUCAGGAACCUCCCUGACCUCCUCCACAGGAACACAUGCAGAUGCAGUCAUUGCCAAAAUCAACCAGCGUCUGGACAUGCUGACUCAGCUGGAGGGGGGGCUGAAAGGGUCCCGCGGCGACAGGUUUGACCACUACGAGUCUUUCGACUCUCGCUCCCCCGCCCUUCCCCCCUCCCGAGAUCUCUACAGAUCCUCUGCUGGGAGCUAUGGUUACGAUGGCCGCGAGGAUGGGAUGCUGAGUCAGAGAGGAAACUCCGGCUUUGGGGGUGUUGUUGGUCUGGGAGGGGGGGGCGGAGGCUUUGACAGCCCCUCCACAUCCUAUUCUUCCUGUGGAGUCGCCAAAAUGCGACAGAAUAUGAGGGAGUCGAUCAACCAGGGAGGAGGAGGAGGAGGAGGAGGAGGAGGAGGCGGGGGGGGCUGGACAGGGCGCCGCUCCCCCAGAAGGGGUGGAGGAACAGGAGGGUUUGCAAACCGCAGGUCGGACCCCCCUCCGUUAGGCGGGGGUGGGCGAGGGGGGGGGAGACUCUCCUCCUCUCCGGGGGGGGGUCGAGGCAAGCUGCCCUCCCUCCUGGCCAGCCGCAUGUACCCUGAGAGCGGGGGCUUCCAGCAGCAAGACAUCCCCGGGAGGCACUUUGGAGGGGGGCCGCGGGCCGGCCGGCAGCGGGGCCGCAAGAGACCCCUCAACAAACAGGUGAAGCCUCAGAGGGAGAUGCAGAAGAAGAGGAAGCAGACUCUCACGGCAGCAGAUGAACCCGAGUCCAAGAUGAACCGAACGGAGCCGGCAGAAACUAAACCAGAGCCAGCCGAGAACAACGGUGACGACAGUGAAGCGAAACCUGCAGUGGAGCUCUUCAAAGCUCCUGUAGAUGCAGAUAACGCUUCCCCAGAGCAGAAAGAGGAGAAGAGCCCGGCGGGGAAACAGAGCCCGAGCCCCGGCCAGGACAAACACCCCAAGAUGAGGAAGAGGAGGGGCUUCCUGGAGAGGGUGAUGUUCGCCUGCUCGGUGUGUAAGUUCCGCUCCUUCUAUAAGGAGGAGAUGGAGACUCACCUGGACAGCCGCUUCCACAAAGACCACUUCAAGUUCUUGUCCGGACAGCUGUCCAAGCCCACCACCGACUUCCUGCAGGAGUAUCUGCAGAACAAGUUUAAGAAGACGGAUCAGAGGGUGGGUCAGCUGGAGAACCACAGCGCCGCCAUCUGCCAGGUGUACAGAGAGCAGGACCUCACCAAGGAUCUGGGGAUGGAGCACUUCAUGAGGAAGGUGGAGGCCGCGCACUGCGCCGCCUGCGACGUGUUCAUCCCCAUGCAGCCGCAUCUCAUCCAGAAACACAUCAAGUCCCCGGAUCACAACUACAACAGGAAGGGGAUGAUGGAGCAGUCGAAGAGGGCGAGUCUCUCCGUCGCUCGCAGCAUCCUGAACCACAAACUGAUCGGGAAGAAGCUGGAGAGCUACCUGAAGGGGGAGAACCCGUUCACUGGGAAUCAGGACGACCAGGACCCCGAGGAUUCGAUGGUGAUGGACGUCUCUGAACUGGAGCUCACCGGCGAGGGAGGAGGCGACCAAUCAGAGGAGGGGAAGGGACAGGAAGAGGAGGAGCUUCUGGGGGAAGAGGAGGACGACAAGGAGCUAGAGGAGGAAAAGGAGGCAGCAGCAGAAACAGCUGUGGGAGAAACAACAACAGGAGAGGAGGAAGAGGAGAAGAUGGAUGCUGAGGAAGGACAGCAGGGAGAGGAAGACGAGGAUGGAUUUGAAGUUGAAGAUGAGGAGGAAGGAUAUGUGGUGCACGAUGAGGCCGGUGAAGAUGAGGGAGUGAAGGAGGAAGAGGAGAAGGAGGAAGAGAAGAAGGAGGAGGAGGUGAAGGAGGAAGAGGAGGUGAAGGAGGAAGAGGAGAAGAAGGAGGAAGAGGAGGAGAAGAAGGAGGAAGAGGAGAAGAAAGAUGAAUGACUUUUGCACCAUGUGACUCUGAGUAGAUGAGAUGUGCUUUGGGGUCAGAGUUUAGUUCCAGGAGCUUCAGCGUCUCCCCGUAGAACAACCCCUCAAACUUCAAAAUGGAGCGCGUCUCCAGACUUCAAAAUGGAGCGCGUCUCCAGACUUCAAAAUGGAGCGCGUCUCCAGUCUUUAAAAUCAGACGUUAAAAUGGAGCGCGUCUCCAGACGUUAAAAUCAGACUUCAAAAUGGAGCGCGUCUCCAGACUUCAAAAUGGAGCGCGUCUCCUCUCUGGAACGUUAAUAAGAUGAUAAACGACAUCCUGCUUCCCCACAGAACUCCUCCCAAACAAUAAAGCAUGUUUUUUUUAAUUAAUUCUGACAUUAAACUCUGACCUAAUUCACUGGUUUUUAAAUUCAGAACGCUUUGAAACCCCUCCUGCUCCCAGCGUUAGUCCAUCGAGCUCGUUCCGUUUUUAUCAAAGCUCCUCGUCUCCUCCUCCUCGCCUCCUCGUCUCCUCCUCUCCUCCUCGUCUCCUCGUUCAUCUUCACACGUUCUUUUUUUUGUGCCUUUUUUUGUUGAAAGUAUUUUUAUUUUCUUUACGACUGUGUGGAGUCGGUGUUAUAAACAUGAGUAAUGUUCAUAGGGUUUUUAUUCUGCAGCCGUCUGUGGAGUGUUGUAUUUAACAUGGUGUAUGAAACAAACUGUUCACUCUGAGGAAGAAAUAAAGCUGUUGAAUAAAA
Molecule: messenger RNA, 2956 nt
Organism: Trematomus bernacchii (emerald rockcod)
Lineage: Eukaryota; Metazoa; Chordata; Actinopteri; Perciformes; Nototheniidae
Gene: akap8l
Product: A kinase (PRKA) anchor protein 8-like
Exons: 13
Coding region: 117-2231 (704 amino acids)
Cellular component (GO): nucleus
Molecular function (GO): DNA binding
Source: RefSeq, a predicted model, not a curated record